Messenger RNA from Gordionus sp. m RMFG-2023, 1916 nucleotides. Its product is annotated as septin-2-like. The record is from RefSeq and is a predicted model, not a curated record. The coding region runs from base 12 to 1067 and encodes 351 amino acids. Gene Ontology annotation, cellular component: synaptic vesicle; septin complex; microtubule cytoskeleton. Lineage: Eukaryota; Metazoa; Nematomorpha; Gordioida; Chordodea; Parachordodidae. Gene Ontology annotation, biological process: regulation of exocytosis; cell division; intracellular protein localization. The transcript has 11 exons. Gene Ontology annotation, molecular function: molecular adaptor activity; GTPase activity; GTP binding.
UUUUUGCUAUCAUGUCGUUAACAGAUGUUAAGACAUCAUCUCCUGAAUCAGGAAACUAUGUAGGUUUUGCUAAUCUUCCAAAUCAGGUACAUAGAAAAUCUGUUAAAAAAGGAUUUGAAUUUACUUUGAUGGUUGUAGGUGAAUCUGGUUUGGGUAAGAGCACCUUAAUAAACAGUCUAUUUUUGACUGAUUUAUAUCCUGAUAGAGUAGUACCAAGUGCUGAAGAAAAAAUUAACCAAACUCUUAAAAUUGAAGCCUCCUCUGUGGAAAUUGAGGAGAGAGGUGUUAAAUUACGUUUAACUGUUGUUGACACUCCUGGAUUUGGAGAUUCCAUAGAUAAUACUAAUUGCUUUGAAUCAAUCCUGAAGUAUAUAAAUGAUCAAUUUGAACACUACCUUUAUGAUGAAAGUGGGUUAAAUAGGAGACAUAUAGUAGACACUAGGGUUCACUGCUGCUUUUAUUUUAUUAAUCCUAUUGGACAUGGAUUGAAGCCUUUAGACAUAGAACUGAUGAAAAGGUUGCACACAAAGGUUAAUAUUGUUCCAGUUAUAUCUAAAGCUGACACUUUAACCAUUAAAGAGUGCAAAGUUUUCAAAGAAAGGAUUUUAAGAGAGAUUCAAGAAAAUGGAAUACACGUCUAUCAAAUGCCUGAUUGCGAGAGCGACGAGGACGAAGAGUUUAAGCAGCAAGUUAGGAUGUUGAAAAGUUCGAUGCCAUUUGCUGUGUGCGGAUCUAUGGGGAUGGUCGAAGUUAAAGGUAAGAAAGGAGUGCGGGGCAGAAUUUAUCCUUGGGGAGUUGUCGAAGUCGAAAACACUACGCAUAGCGAUUUCCUUAAACUCAGAAAUAUGCUCAUAACACAUAUGCAAGAUUUGCAAGAAGUGACCCACGAUUUACAUUACGAAAAUUUCAGAUCCCUCAAACUCAGUGACAAGCCGAAUGAUAAAUCUAAAAAAGAUCAACCCGACGCAGGUGAUGAAAAGGACAAAAUUUUGAAGCAGAAAGAAUUAGAGCUGAAACAAAUGCAGGAGAUGCUCGAUAAAAUGAAGAUGAAAAUUGGAGAAAAAUGAUUAUAAACUUUUUUUUAUGACCAAAAAAGCACAAAUCAAAUUUUUAAAACACAAAAACCAAAAAUAUUAUUGAAUUCCAAAUCUCUUACAUUUCUGUUUUACAUUCACAUUUAUAUGUAAAAAUUAUUAUUAUUAUUAUUCUAAAUAUUAUUUUUUUUAAAAACUUUUAGAUUUAAAAUGUCAAUCAUGUUAUUAUCACCACAAAUUUUAUAUAUAUCAUAUUUAUUUAUUUAUAUGUACAAUUUUUUGAUACCAAAUUAUGUAAUUGUUUUCUGUUGAAUUUUAAUAAUGUAUAUACUUUUAAUUUUGUAUGAAAAAAAAACUAAUAUUUUUAUCUCUAUAUAUUUAUGUUUUUAAAAUACCGAUCCUAAUUUUUGGCCAUUUUAAAUAUUGUAACAAUUUCCUAUUAUUUCUAAUGUUCUAUAACAUAAUUUGCAACUACAGAAGCGUUAAACAUAUACGAGUUUCCAAUUAAAAUCGGGCUAAUAGCGUUACAGUUAGGAAUCUACCUCUAUUAACCUGUUAAUGUUUAAAAGAUGUUUCGAAAUAUUAUUUUUUUUCAAUUCUGAACACUUUGAUUUAAAAAAGAAAUUCAAUUCAGAAUUCUUAAAAAAAUAAGAAAUCUAGGAGACCUACUCACCCACAGAAUAUUAAGAGCUCUCUUAUCUUAACUAUUGUUCGUCAACAACAACAAAUAUAGGAACGGUAAAGAGAUAGCCAAUGCUAAACGAAAUAGCCUCAUGUCAUGAAUAUUUUUUUAUUUUCAAUAUCAUGUAUAUUUAAUUAACCCUUUAAUUGUCGAAUUAAGAAUAAGUGUAUAUUUAACGAUAAUAUCGUAUUAAGAAAUAA